AUGGGCUACAUAGACGACGAGUAUGAUCGCCUGUCUGUGCAGUCACUACAAUCGUCAUCGACGCCCAUCUCCACGCUCAGCGGCUUCACGGUAGUAGAGCUAGAAAGUGCUACUGUUGAGCUUCAGAAGAUCUUCCAAGAAGACGCGGACCUUGUCAGACUCUAUCGUCAGGCUAUCAAAGAUAAAGCCACCGGGCCUGGAAGGUUGCAACGUAACGUCGGCCGACUGCUCAAACUCUUUGCUCAAAACUUGCGUCGUGAGACCAUUACAGUAGAACAACAACAGCAAGCCAGAACAAUGAGUGGCAUCCCAAUUAGCACACUCAUUAGCACAGCGGGUGCUCCGUUUUAG
Macroventuria anomochaeta is the source of this 351-nucleotide messenger RNA. RefSeq lists its product as uncharacterized. The transcript is spliced from 2 exons. Bases 1 to 351 code for a protein of 116 amino acids. NCBI's taxonomy places the organism in Eukaryota, Fungi, Ascomycota, Dothideomycetes, Pleosporales, Didymellaceae. The record is from RefSeq and is a predicted model, not a curated record.